Emericellopsis atlantica is the source of this 632-nucleotide messenger RNA. RefSeq lists its product as uncharacterized. The record is from RefSeq and is a predicted model, not a curated record. The transcript has a single exon. NCBI's taxonomy places the organism in Eukaryota, Fungi, Ascomycota, Sordariomycetes, Hypocreales, Bionectriaceae. Bases 172 to 582 code for a protein of 136 amino acids.
GUGGGGGCUAGGCUAGGCUAGAAAUUUCCACCUGCGGGGGACCAGAUGACCCCGCGCGAUAGAAUAAGUUGGGCAGAAGCUGCGCUUCAAAUUACGUAAAAGUGUCUAAUCCUUUUGUCGUAUUUUCAAUUCCCUCGGAGACUCGGCAAGACAUGGGGUGAAAAAGACUUAAUGGACAGGAGGAUGAGGAGUCUCGUUUGUGUCUUGAUAGUUGCACCAGUCACUGUCACAGGAAAGAUGGCAGAGUUAGGUCUGCUGCUACCUGGGGUACGAGGCAACGCUAGUCCCAAACCAUAUAUACUCAACGAUCUGGUGAUAGUCACUACCGCAGUGAUGAGAUCAUCAGCCCAUAUAGGGCUAGAUACUAUCCAAGCGACUACAUUCACGAUAAGGCUCAUCAACGGGGAGGCAAGAUCUCGAGAGCAAAGGUAUAACAGAAUAAAUAGUCAACUCUGUCCCCUCGAAGGGGGCCUCCGGUGUGCGGGCCUCCGAUUAUUCCUCCGCGCGACCAGCCCUUCCCAGUUGUAUCACGUUUACUCCCUCCACCAUGUUUUGCCAUCUUGCCGACGAAAUCCGACUUAAAUCGGUCAAAGAAAUCCCUGUCCUGUAAUGAAGCGGACCCCACACUCGGG